Messenger RNA from Rhopilema esculentum, 13859 nucleotides. RefSeq names its product potassium voltage-gated channel subfamily A member 1. The record is from RefSeq and is a predicted model, not a curated record. Gene Ontology annotation, biological process: action potential; protein homooligomerization; potassium ion transmembrane transport. Gene Ontology annotation, molecular function: delayed rectifier potassium channel activity. Lineage: Eukaryota; Metazoa; Cnidaria; Scyphozoa; Rhizostomeae; Rhizostomatidae. Gene Ontology annotation, cellular component: membrane; voltage-gated potassium channel complex.
GAAUACGCAACGGAUUAAUUGUGCGUGCUCAAUUAGAUCCAGCUGUUGCAAAUAAAGCCGUUAACCUCGCGAUUUAUUAACUGCGAUAGUUCUAACUGCAGCAUCUCGCAAUUGCGUGUGUUGGUGAUCGAUCAAUGAACAGUUGUGUGUUAGUUGCAUGUUCUGACAGCAAAAGAUUCUCACUCUAAUCGACUAGAGUACUUGGGUUGUACGGGCCAUGGAUAUGCCUGUAUUCUAUCCACUGAAUUCAGCUCGUAUGUUGCAGAGAUUAGUUAAGGAUACAAGCUACAGGCUGCAUUUAUAAAGGAAGAUAAUUUUUUGAGAUAUUCGCUUCUUUGACUUUUGCUAGAGCAAAAGAGCUGAUUGAGUAAGGCACCGUUUCAUAGAAGGAGUUUUUCAAUGCAUUCAAUUAUUCAAUCGCACGGAAUGAUUGUGGUUGGCAAGAUUUUUAACUGAUGCAUGGGAAUUUCUGAGAAGGAGAAGCUAGUGUUCAUCAUUAUAAGCCAAGGAAUAAAAGGAGGUACGUCAGCAAAUGAAUGCAUAACAUGCACCAUGUGUAUGCAACGCAUAUUGACCAUAACAUGUAGAAGAUCUUGGAUUUAGCUGCAUCUUAAAUUCUGAAGUGAUUGUACUCGAGGGUAGGUUUAUCUAUUUUUUUGGCAAAUUGUGUACACUAGCAGACGAAGAGGUUUGUGUAUUUCUUCCCUCAAUUCUCUAACGGCAGCUGAAAAACUUUCAGGUAAAAAGGUUUGCAAAAGAAAGCUCUUAAAAUUGCAUUGUUUUGUGGCACUAAUGACUGAAAAUGGGAAAACGUCGUUGGCGCAAUGAACGUGUGUUGAUCAACGUGAAGGGCAAGCAGUAUGAGACAUUCGAACGAACUUUAGCCCGUUUUCCGAAUACUUUGCUUGGGAAUUACGAGCGUCGACAGAAGUAUUACAACCCAGAUACAGGAGAGUAUGUAUUCGAUUUCGAUACGAGUGAGAGCGCGUUUGGAGCUAUACUUUUCUAUUACCAGUCCUCUGGCAUCAUGUCAAGACCUUCGGACGUAAAGGAGGAGGAUUUUGAGGAAGCCAUGCGACUCUUUGAAAUAUUCCAAAUGCAUUUGCUGCGACAAGACAUCGAUUUACCUCAACAUCGUAGAGCAAGAAAGCUCUGGAUGAUGCUGGAAUACCCUGAAACAUCGCUAGCAGGGAAGAUAAUGGCGAACUUCUCGUUUAUGAUGAUUCUAGCAUCAAGUGUGACUUUUUGUAUUGAGACAGUGGAUAGGAAGCCAAAGGAGAUUGGAAAUCGUCGUGACAAUGUCUGGUUUACGCUUGAAAGUAUAUUCAUCGCGUGGUUCACACUGGAGUAUAUCGCGCGGGUAAUUUCUGCACCGCGUAAGUCCGACUUCUUAUUCUCGCUGCUCGGCCUUAUUGAUUUAGCUGCGAUAGUACCAUAUUUUGCAACAUUGAUUGUGAUGGAAGACGCGUCAAAUGCGCGUUCAUUCGCCAUCAUUCGUGCCUUCAGACUUGUACAAGCAUUCAGAAUAAUAAAACUAACACGUCACAGCAAAAGCCUUCAGCUAAUGGGCAAGGCAUUGCUUUAUUGCCGCGACCAAGUUGGAUCCUUGAUGUUCUUCUUAUCGAUAAACGCACUCGCCGGAGCAUCGAUAAUGUUUCAAUUAGAAUACAAAUAUAACAAAGACUUUGACAGUAUGAUUUCAGGUAUCUGGUUCUGCAUUAUUUCUAUGACAACAGUUGGAUAUGGAGAUAUUGUUCCGGUGACAAUUGCAGGGAAGAUAGCGGGAGUUUUUUGCAUCAUAAUGGGCUCAAUCACCCUGUUCCACUUGUUUCUACCUGUUUAUUUAACAUACUUCUCUCUUUUCUACAACUCAUCAAAGCACAUGAGUAGUAAAGGGAUUGGGUUUCUAUGAUCAAAUUUUUGAAGAUUGUAAUAUUGUUUGUGUUUAUUGUAGAGGUGAAAAUUUUAAACUAGCAAAUGUAUAAAUGACUGUGUAUCGAGAAAUUUUUAGUACAGGACCUUCCCUCCCUAAUCAAAGUUUGCAAAUGCCAUUGAUUGGAAGGCCAGUAUAUAUUAGCCAACCAAUCAUGGUCACAUUAGGAGAAAUGACGGCUUCUGGGAUGAUGCACUUAAGGAUUUUAAAGGCAUCCCAUGAAUUUCAGGAGUCACAUUUUCACGAUCUAGCUCCUUAGUUUCAUCAAAGGUCGAUUGUUGUAGUGUUAAUUGCUGUAAUUGUGAAUCUGAACCUCGAUUGUAUCUAUCUUUUUUAUCCGAAUCCCGAUAAUCCGUGUCUAGAUUACCCGAAUCUCGAUUACCGAAAACUUUAAUUAUUAUCUCGAUUAUCUAAAUAGCUGAAUCUUAAUUGUCUAUCUCUUCAUUAUCCAUAUAUUGAUUAUCUUAAAUUAUAUUGAUCUUUUUAUAAUCCAAAUCACGAUUACCUGAACUUUAAUCACCCAGAACUUGAUUAUCCGAAUCUUAAUAACCCGAUCGGAAUGGGAUGCAUGUCAUGAUGAAAUGUCUUUGAACGCAAAACUGCACUCUUAUUAUGUUCUAGCUGUUCCAGCUCUUAUUAUGUUCCGAAGUUUCCCUGAUUCGAGUAAAUUUUAUCCUGUUUACAAAUGUUGCUAUUUAGGCCUGCAUCGGACAGGGGCGUAGUAGACAUAAGAGCUUUGAGGGCGGCAGCCCUUCCAAAUGUUCUUAAAGUUUUCAAAGGUCCCUACCCCUUUUUAUGUAAAAUUUAUAGCAGAAAUCUCAUUUUGUCUGUAGUGGGAUACUAUCAUUUACAGAAAGUGCCAAACCUCUCUAGUGACAUUUUCAACAAUAUAUUCGCACUUGUACAUUCUGUGCAAAAGACGAUUAAAAGCUCUUGCGCAACCGGCAUGCUUAGCGGUAGCUGUUAUUUUAUACGAGAAGUUAACUGGGUUUUGUAUUUUUAUGCAGUACGAUAUUAGGCCUGUUUUGAAAAUAAAGUCGCAAGGCAUGCCGCUUGCGCAAAAGCCUUUAAAUAAAAUCAUCUUUUGUAAAAUCGUUAUUUAGGAUACGUUUUAAAUGCAAAACAAAACCGCUUGACGCCAAACCCACAAGUAAUAGUUAGCUACAACCAUUAUAAAUAACUGAACAGAAUUAUCGGCUCUGCUGCAUAUGAUAUGUCAUUCUAAAUCACAAGGAGCUCAAUCGCUGAGACAUGUAACGAACAACAAUUUUACUUACUCGCUUGUAUCCUGCUAUAUCUUCCACCUGUUAACUCUCAUUUCACAUUCUCUCCAAAACAGAAUUGUUUUUACGAAACAUGAGCGGCAGUUCAGCCAAACGCACUCACGCUGGAUUCUAAACCAAAUGAUUUCCGUGCAGUCUUUCUUUGAGUAUUGCGCAGCCCUCCACCUCUUUCCUCUGGGAAGUCAGACUUCUUCAGUUAGCCUCAUGUGAUUUGAGGCAAUAAUUCUACCUUAUUACCAUGUUUUGUUCUACUUUUGGAGUGCGAGCCUAUAACCCCAUGUGAAUUGAUAAUUGCCUGUUUUGAACAUGAAUUACCAAGGGAUGCUUCCUGCUACUUUAUGUAUAGAAGGCAGAGACUGCUGGAUAGGAGGUCAGACGUGGAUAGGAGGCAGAGGCUGCUGAGAGUCAAACUUGUCAACUUUCUUUAACUGAUAGCCUUAGAUAGCUUUUUAAAGUGAAUUAACCUAUGCAGAAAUUUGUUAGCAACAUUUUUUACGUAUAUCAAAUAUGAAUAUCAACUUUUUACGUAUCAAAUUAACCAUUAAAAUUUUUUUUGGCAACAUUCCCCAAAGAAAUUGAGAAAUUUCACAUUUCGCGUGGUAAAUGCAGAAAAACGAAAAAACAGCUUUCGUGUCGAUAUUUGAAAUCAGCACGAUGAAAACUAUUAGUAAACUGGUUUUGAUUUUUCACUUCAUUUCCCAUUUUUUCGUUUUCUUUUUAAAUCAUAAGCAAAAUUAAAGAUUCAGCGACAAGGCACCACUAGAUGGACGUUAUUUUAAACUAAAUGGUAUGGUCGCAAAUGUUUGUUUACAGCUUGCAACAGAAUGUGCCUUCAACCAAGAAACAUGUUGCACCUUGCAAGCAGCAUAUCAAGAUGCUCUGCUAUCUAUCAGAGAUCUCAAGGAGUACAUUGAUCGGCUAGAUUCAUUUGAACUCGUUUGGCACUUUCUUGUGAACCCUGUCCCCAUAACAGAUAAAAAAGGUUUAAGAAGAAACCCGAUAUGAACAAAAGUUUGUAAUAAACAAGAAGUUAUUCAAUCAAAAAUGCAUGUUUACAGAUCUACAGUGAAUCAUAAGAGGGAUUGGGUCAGAAACAAAGUGCUAUUGGCAAGCAUUGUAAUGCAAUAACAUUUAAAUAAAACAAGAAAAGAUGCUUUGUUGGUAUCCUAGAUAAAUCAAUAAUUCAUAUCAGCUGUAUAGGGAAGCUAAAAUUGGAUACUAUAGUUGAUCCUGUUAUCAAAAGAGGAAUAGGUUUAAUUGCUUGAUGACAUAUGCAAUGGUGUUUACAUUACUAAGAUAACAUUAAGCAUUACGCAUAAAUUAUGCAUAAUGCGGCAACACUUAGUAUUGAAAAGCAAAAUGUUUAUUCAAAAGAGCAUAUUAAAAUAUUUUGCUUUGAGUAAAACUUCAAAUUUUGAUUGAAUAUAGGAUUGAUGCCUAUUCAUCGUAAUUAUCAUAUUGCGUUUCAACGCGGGUCAUUUCGAUUUUAGCAAUAACAAAUGAUUCAUGUUUACAAAUGACACUUUGCAAAACAUCAAAGCUGAAAACCUCUAUGUUUUCUAGGCCUAAACCAAACUUCUGUAUUGGAAUUACCUGCGUUGGAAUCGGAGAAAUCAACGAGAAGCGAUUGCCUUCUUAAUGAUAUUCAUUGGUAUAUAGUCUUGUCUAGACUACCAGCACAUAGUCAUGUCCACAUAAAUUAGCAGAAAAACCGGCUUUAAGCAUGAAUAAACGUAACUUACUGUACUUUACAAACCUAAUCAUUUUUUCACGAAUAUUCAGAGGCCAGAACUAGUUAGACAAUAUCUCACAAGAAAAGGGCAUUUUCCUGAGAAAUUGUGUUUCAGUAUAGCCCCUUCCUAGAAACCCCCUCCCAGUAUUUAAGCUCGUCCCUUCAAUUUUAAUGUAAUGUAUGUUGCGCCAUUAGCUUGCCAGAAGCUUUUUUAUACUUGAUUAAAAUAUCAUCAUUGUUCAGGCCAUUAAUCUGUAUCAUAUUUAUCAUGUUUCUGGUGUAAAAGUGCAAAAAUUCAGUUUCAUUUAACUUUGGUCUCGAAGUGAUAUGCAGAGUAGAGUAUACAGUUCUAAUACUGCUUUCCCUGUGAAAUAAAACUUAAUGAAAUAUAUCCAACUGAAAUAUAUCUAUGAUACAUGUCAGCAUAAAGAAAAUAGCUUAACAUGUAUGGAUGAUAUCAAUUGCUGAUAUUAUAUACGAUUUUGAAUCGAUUUAAAGGCGAUCGACAGAUACAGUACUCCAGAAGUAAAUCUUCUUUCAAUCAAGAAUUGACCAAUCAGCGGGUGUGAUUCCACUUACAUGCUUAUUGAUUGGUCUAUAUUGAUUGACAGGUUGAUCCUAUCAAUAAAUAUAAAUAAAAUGUUUUCCAUAACUUCCCUCCCCUGAAAGCAAUAUAUCAUAAGCAACUGAAAUUUCCAGCAGAGGCAGCUUUGAAGCAUUUGUAAAAGGAAGAAGCUCAGAAAAUAUUGCUGUGAAGCACAACCUCAUGGGUAACUAUUGAAUUCUUCAUGCCUCUGUUUGUCGCUAGGGCCUUUGUCCAUUAUAAAGCAAGCGUAGGCCUGUCAGUGGCGGAGCCAUGGGGGAAUGGCGGGGGGGGGGAAGGACUAGUCUCCCCACUUUUCCAGAAAGUUGGUCCUUGGGAUUCUUGCAAACCUGAUGAGAAAACUUCGGGGGUUUUGUUAUGUACGUUAUCUAGAUCAUCACAUUUAAACGACAUUUCUUGAGACAAGAGGUGUUUCUUUCGGAAGAAAACUUUUCAAACAGGGGGAAAGGGUGUGGCCCAAAAGGGUGUGGUCCCUGGCACAUCUCUUGUAAAUCCCCCCCCCUCCUAUCCCAGACUGAAGCCGCCACUGUUUAUACCUAUGUGAAGUGUUACAUGUAGAAAAAAAUGAGAAAGAAAACAACUCAGUCAAGGUAGAGACUUUCACUAUACCUUUCAUGUUUACAGAACCAUCGGCAAAUGGCAAACAAUUCACGUGAAAAACAUAAUGGAAAAGUAAAGGUGCAUAUAACAAUACUGUCACGUGACUUCCUUUUUUACGCGUUCUUCUGAUCAAGUUUAAUGAUGACCUACAACAAAGAAGAAAAUAUUAUAGCAACAACAACAACAGUAACAAAAAACGAUAGCAAAAAUGAAAUACAACUCCAACAACUUCUGAAAUACAACUUUAGUUAAGACAAGUCUUGGCAUACUCAACGGGUAAGCAUUUGAUAUUUACCGUUUCUUUAAAUUUAUUUGAAAACAUCUUAUUCGGGAAAAUUAACGAGAAAACAAAAUAAAGAAAAUUAAGAUCAACAAUCGUACUUUUUGUGUGUAAUAAUUAUUACGAGCUUAACAAGAAAGCCUAUAAAAUCAGCGCUAAUAUUUUGGGAUAGAAAAGUUUUUGGAAUGCAACAAAACCAACAAACUAAGUUAAAGAAACAAAACUAAAAAACGUGUUGUUACAGCCUUCAGGCUGCAAAAUGAUUUCUGAAUCCACAGACCAAAAUGAUUCAAGGACGCGCGCUGGACUAUGUCCUAAAAUUUACUCGUAUAUCAACGUCUUAAUAAUACAUUAACCCAGAUAAAAAUGAUGUAAUAAAAAUCAAAGGAAACUGAAGCAAAAAUGUCUAAAAUCACCUUAUUUCCAAACAGGGGCACAUAAAGAGUUUCUUCCUUCAAAUAAUUCCCUACGUACAAUACUAGCUUGUUUCUCUUCUUUGUAUUGGUCAUGUGUUGUUUAUAUCAUUAAACUUCCUUUUACGUUGUUCAUACAUUUGCAAACUUGGAUUAAUGUAAACUUGUAACAAAUUUAUGUAUACAGUGCAAUUUAAAAUGAAACUGAACUGAACUUAUACAAAUUCAUGGCACCUGUGAACUCGAUAAAGGUAGCCAAGGAAUAAAGUCCAACUGAAAAUGGUUCAAACAGAGAAGGAGAUCCGGGGGUCAAGUAAAGUCUGUUUUCUGCCUAUGCCAGUGGGAUCUGUUUCGAUCAGCUUCUAAGUCGGUAACUAGAAAAUUAUGAAAACUCACCGAUUUCACGAGUGUGUAUUGUUCAAGCCCAUAUUCACCUCUGUAAGAAAUAAAAAAUAAAAAGGGUCGAACAAAACUCCAAACAGAUCAAAUCCAAUUGCAAAGGGUUAUGCUGUUUUUUAAUUGAGAAUAUGCAGUAGGGUUUGAAAAUUAAAUUAUGAAGUACAUAUGUUAAGGAUCAAACAUUGGAGAACGAAAUAAACGAUGGUAAGUGAAAGGACGAUAGCGGAGAAAACGAGAACAGACUUUUGUGUGCAUGUAUCGGGUUUACUUUCACUCAACUUUAGUAAAAAUAUCAACUGCUUGAGAACAAAAAUUUUCUGUAAAAUAAAUGUGUAUAGAAAUUUGGCAAAGGCACAGCUAGACUGGCUUUGUACCUGUCGAGCAGACAGACUUUAAACAUUCGCAAAGACUAAUAGGUUAAAGGAUAUUGAUUGGCCAAAACAAAAGCCAAUCAGAAAGCGUCAUUGGUUCAAUUGGCUAAUCUCAAACCUAAUCGGGAUAAACUUAUUGUCGUAGUUUAACGACAGUAACCUAAAAACAAGCAUAUAGAACUGGCAAUACAAUAUCACUGCUUUUUUGUGCUAUAUUCAUGGGUUCCAGAACGUCAGAUCGAAAAGGGUUUGGCGAAAUGUCUCCCGAACAUAAGACUACGGAUAAAAUACUCAAAAAAGAGGACACUCACAAUUCUCUGCCGCUGCCAGACAUUUUGAAUCCACCAAAAGGGCUCUGGGCAUUCAAAACAUCGUAACAAUUGACCCUGUGUUUGAAUUAGGAAUAAAUCGGUAUUGCGGGACUGGGUUGUCAAAUCAUGUUACAAGAAAAUUGCUCGUAAGUAGAUAAUGCAGACCAUUCUGGCCAAAGGACAUUAAAUGCAGAAGUGAAAACACCCUCGCAUGACGACAUAACGAACCAAAUUCUUACUUGAUGUUUAUACUGACAAAAGCAUGAUAUCAUACACGUAAAAUCGCGAAGUUUAUAAUCUGAAGGAAUCGUCAUGAGAAAAUGUAUGCACUCUUUUUUGACUCGGAAGAAAGCAGUUACUUUAGACAUAGCUUGCAUAGAGCAAUUAUGAAGCAUUUGCGGCUGGCAAUCCCCUUGCUUAGAAAUUCCACGCUCACUCACCAGACUGUUCCAGCUCUGAUGCCAUGCGCCACUUUCAAAGCUCUAUUGAGGUCUUUAGUGUGAACUGCAGCAGCAAGACCGUAAUAAGUGUCAUUGGCUCUUUCAAUCAGUUCAUCAAUGUCUUUGAACUUGAUGAUCUGCUGCACUGGUCCAAAUAUCUAUGAAAUUAAUAUUUAUGUGCCAUUAGGAAUCAUUCUACAUAUAAUGACUUCUCAAGAACUGAAGCCUGUUGAAAAUGUGAAAUCGAAAGAUUUUCAAUCCUGUGCAAGACAGAAAGAGAUUGCGAGGGGUAGGCCAGCAAAAAACCAGAGAAACUGCUCUGAUGAAACCUAGCGAAAAGGACUUUCUUUUAAAACUUACAUUUAAACCCAAAACAUUGAUGCUAUAAUAUAUUGUGAGAAUAAGGGUGUGAGAUGAACGUUCAGGAUUUGAGACAAACAACUCUGAAAUCGUAGUUAAGACUCUAAGACUUUAGGUUCACUUUGAGGCAGGGUUUACUCGUCGAGGAAUGUCCUAGAAAGGGUUUUCAUUGAACUUCUUUUGUCAGCAAGAAUUCAUUUCAAAUCACUAUAUUUUCAACUCAAUGAUACUUGACACAUCUUCUGAUUGAGAACGAACUAAAGAUAGGGGGAAAAGGGAAAGGUUGCUUGGUAUACUAGAAAUCAUAUUCUAUUAGCAAACAUACCUCUUCUUUGGCAAUGCGCAUGUCAUCAGUGACGUCAGAGAAGACAGUUGGCUCGAUGAAGAAUCCUUUGUCACCAGCCCGUUUGCCUCCGCAGUUCAAUUUUGCACCUUGCUUCUUUCCACUUUCAAUUAAGUCCAGGAUCUUGUCAAAUUGUUCCUUGUCAAUCUGUUACAAAAACUAAUGUCUUUAAACUGUUGAAAAAGUGAAUAAACAAACAAGUUUCUUGAUCUUGAAAACAAAUAUUAAUGUGCUUGCUAUACGUAGCUGCUUUGAUUAUUUCAAGAAAAGUACGAAUAAUACAAUGCAUAUAAUCAGGAAAUACUCGUUAGAUAAAAACGGUUUAAUUUUUAAAGGUUAUGUUCAAACGAAUCAUACAACGAUGUGGAUAUUGUAAUUAAAAAUUGAACCUGGGGUCCCUGUUGCGUUGAACUAUCCAUAGGGUUUCCCACUGUCCUCUUUUGAGCUCUCGAAACGCUCUUUUUAACAAACUCGUCAUAGACAGACUCUUCAACAAAUGUACGGCUUCCUGCGCAGCAGCACUGCCCUUGGUUGAAAAACAACGCAAAAUGACUCAAUUCCACAGCUUCAUCAAUAUCAGCGUCAGCAAAAAUUAUGUUUGGACUUUUCCCUCCAAGUUCUAAAGUGACAUUUUUCAAGUUACUUUUCCCCGCGGCCUGUUGAAUAAUUUUACCAAUCUGCAGAGCAAACAAAAAAAAUCUAUUAAAAACUGGCACUCCAGAACAAUAACACACAUCAUUUAAAUCUUUUUUAUAGCCGGGUAUGAUAGCUUGGAAAAAUAUUAUUAUCAAUCAUUAUUACUAUAAUAAUUAAUUAUGAAUCGUAUUAAUCGUUGAAAGCCAAGGCUAAUGAUGAAAUUAAUUUUAAGCCCCUGAGAGGUGGCGCUCAUUAGAGGGGGGCACUCAUUAGAGGGGAAGGGGGCCCAUUGCAAAAGAUAGUAAGGAACUCAAAAAUGUAAUUUUCCCAAUGGAAAUACUAGGUUUUAAAAGUAUGUUUUAACCGAUGACUAUCGUGAUGAUUUGCUGGUCUCCAUCUGUGUUUGUAAUAUUUAGGGGCGCUCAUUGAAGAGGAGUCAGUCAUUCAGAUUUUUGCUCAAAUUUGACCUGCCACAUUCACCUGCUUAAUUUCCCUACCAAAUUUCCCUACCAAAUUCAACUGCCACAUUCCCCUGCCUAAUUACUCUACCUCGACCCCGGCCUCCUUUCCUUGCCCUCUUCUGAGGCAACAGCAUGUCCUAAGGAUACUAGAGGCAAUUUUUUUUAUAUGCUAAGAGGUAUCCAUUGCCUUUCUGCCAUUUACAUAAAAAAAUUUCUUUGAAAAAAAAUAAAAACAUUUCAAAAUUCAAGCAAAAAAAGCAAGAAAAAAUAAAUAUUUUUGAGAUCAUCAAUUUAUAUGAAGGUGUAUAAAAGGCUCUAUGGCAAGUUUCCCUUGUUGAAACCUAUUUACGAAUUCGUGCCAACUGUAGGGAGAAGGAGUAUUUUUAGAUACUUUUAUAAUUCCUUUAAGUCUUACACCAUCUUAAAUGUAGGUAAACUGAAGCAAUGAUAAAAAAGUAUAAAUGUACCUCAGUUGAACCAGUGAAUGCAACUUUGUCCACAUCCAUGUGCUCCGAAAUGGCAGCUCCAGCUGUUGGACCAUACCCAGAGAUAAUAUUGACAACACCAGGUGGAAAUCCAGCCUAAGGAACAAUGAAGCUAUGUUUCUAACUACACAUAAUUGGUACUGACAAAAAACAACUAUAACUGAUGGAGAGUACUGUAUAGGAAUACACCAGUCAUCUAAAAAACUGGCUAAGGCAGGUAUUUAGCAAAAUAGCAAGGCAAGAGAAAACGAUAUAGAGAAAGCAAGAUAUAAUAAGAGAACUAGUUCUCUUAUUUUAUCAGGCAGAAAGUGAAGAAAGCUCGUGGUCUUUGUCAGAGCAUGAUCUGUAUCAAGGGCAGUAGGAAAUAUGCUCUCGUUUGUACCAUGAAAGGCUGUGACUCUAGAAGUACCUUUUAUUGUUUAAGAUGCAAACACGGUAAAUCAAAUGGGCUCAACAAGGAGAACCAUGACAACUAUGAGGGGACAAGAGACCAAUUUUCUCAUAUAUUCUGAUACAAGCAACCACAAAAGUAACAGUACCUUCAUAGAGGCAUAUUUUUCAACAUUCUUACAAAAAUCCCCCAAGAAAAUUAAAAAAACUUCAAAACAGUUGUCAUUACUACUCUCCGAGCCAACGCCAUGACGACUAUGGGCUCAAAUCUCUUUAAAAACCAACAAAACAUUUUCUUGGCGAUGUUUAAGACAGUGGUUAAACGAAUCGAAAGUGAAAGAGGCAAUAUGUUUGCGAAAUUGUGAUCUUUCUUCCGUGUAUUGAUUUACGACAGCCAAAAUUUGACACUUUUGGUAAACAGACCAGUUUCCCCGUUGACCUGUAGAUUGGGCAAAAGUCUUCCGGGUUUCCAAAAAGCCAUGCAAAUCUCUUCUUUAACAAUUACUAUAUAUGACGAGAAAUGGACCAUAGUAAAUCCCAAGACCUGAACGGAAACAUUAUUUUUACGACUCUGAAGACAUCAGUGACCACUAAAAGCUAAAAGUAAUGGCUUUACCUCUUUUAUAAGGCUAGCAACGUACAGUCCAGUCAAUGGAGUUUGCUCGGCCAAUUUCAUAACAACUGUGUUUCCACAGCAAAGAGCCGGUCCAAGUUUCCACGCUUGCAUAAGUAUUGGGAAGUUCCAAGGAAUUAUCUGGCCUACAACACCGACUGGCUCGCGUCUUGUGUAGUUGAAGAAAUCUCCAUCUGUCAGAGAAAAGUAUUCUUUAAUACUUUUAUUUCAGCAUUAGCGAGGCUGACAUUCAUUCCAAGCCUUAAAUAAAAUUUUCACUUUCUCACUUGAUGUUCCUUUUUUCCAUAAAUCAAUUCAAAAAUUCAUGAAACCUUCUUUUUCUAUUACUCACUUCACAGAACCAUCUAUUACUCUACAUCUAUAGCUGAGCAAUAGAGUUGUCAAGUGAUGACGUCAAAAGUGUAUUUUUAGAAUUUUUGAAAUUUGUUCCAAUAAUCUGAAAGAACAUCAUGAAAUACCUCUAAAUCUGCAAAAUCAGUUAAACUUAUUACGUAUUGGCUGAGAUAUGACCAGAUGAGCACAUGCUCUGGCCCCAUGAAACCUCUGUAAUUUAGUCUCAGUUCAUAACUUUCUGAACUGAGCCAAAAUGGCAGUAAUCCGUUAGCAAACUUAAAAUCUUCAAUUGGCCAUUGCUCAUCCGAUUUUUGACAAAUUUAACUGAUUUUGCGUAUAUGGAACUAUUUUAUGGUGAUCUUUUAUGUUAUGUGGUCAAAUUGCAGACCCAAAGCACUAGUUACGCAUCAAUCGAUCAUGCAACUCGAAUAUAUAUGGACAUACUGCCUUUGAUCCGAGAAAUCAGACAGAGGAAUGAGCUUACCUGUAGGAAUGGUCUUUCCGUGUAUUUUGUCUGCCCAUCCAGCAUAGUACCGAUAGCAUUUAAUGGUGAGGCUCAAAUCGAUGUUGUAGGAAUCAGAGUAAGGCUUUCCGUUGUCCAGUGUUUCCAAUUCCUAAAAGUGCAUUUCUAUUUAAACAACAAGUAAAGAUCUUAUGCAGGGGAAUAUAACAGAUUUUUGAAUUGAUUGCAACCCUUAGCUUAUUGUUCAAAAAUCUUCUUUUACGCCAAGUGGAUUUUUUGCUCUGUCCGCUAUAUGAUUUGAAAUACUUGGUAGGCUUAAGAGAAACUUUUCUUAAAUAGGUUUCCCUAGAAAUACUUUUUGACAGCGAUAUCAUGAGAUGCAAGCCAAAGUGGUCGCCCCCUUAUGGAUACGAAAGCAGAGGACAUUUUUGAGCAAAGAUUGAUAUUAAGCGUCCAUAAAGCUCAUUGACAUCUUCAUAACUUGACUACAUGCGCCCUUGUCUCCACCAUUUGGUUGCCCAUACGCCCUUGUCUCCACCAAACACCCUUGUCUCCACCAAAGGCCAACAUAUAAUUAAAAAAAGGAAUUCUUAAAGUUUUAUUACUCGAGACGAUCAUACUGUGAUGUAAUGCAUGAGCCAUUAUAUUUCUUCAAAAAGGGUUGCAGAGACAUCAAAACAUCUACUUUUCAUAUUCAAUUAUGACAUACAUAUCAAAAUAAAUUAUGUUAUAAAAAAAUUGAAUAAGUUAAAUUGCAAUAUUAUCAAAUAUUCUUUUAAACUAGGAUUUAAAGCGGAGGCCAAUGUUUAUAUUCACACUGCCAUAACUCCCACCCCACCCUUAUAAAUUAAUGUUAUUACAGCUUUGCCAUCUAUAUACGUACAUUUAUGCAACAUCACUCUGAGUAAAGUUUUGCUUCACCUUAAAACAACUAAAUGAAUUCAAACACACUAAAGACUUCUAGACAGUUAAAAAUACAAUUGCACUGCAAAAUCAAAACAGAAGAAACUCGAUCUUUCCACAACUCGAUCAUCUUAAAUUGGACUAAAAAUUUGUGACAUAAGGUGAGAUCCAUGUGAUAAUUUGUCUAAACGAACACGGUUAGCUUACAUCUUUGAGUGAAAAAAGAUCUUAUCAUAAAAUGGUUAUUGAAAUUUCCAAAUUAGAAUAGUGAUACACGAUUUAUUUUUAAUUAAUACAUGUUUAAUUCAGAAUUACACGAAGGAUCAGUAAAAACGGGUGCUUUAAUUCCCGAAGCAAUCUUAGAAAAGGGGAUUCUAGGAUAAACCUAGAAAGCAUGUCGUAUAAAAUAAAGCAAAGUCAGGUUAAACUCUGAAAAAUCAGAGUUCAAGUAGCAAUCCAUACUGUCAAUUUCUGAUUUUAAAAUU